AACAGCUGCUUCUUAUAGUGCAGUUGCACCAAGUUGUACAUUAUUGGUAACAUACCUCACCUUUCUGCGAAAAAACUCUUUUGCAGUAAUAUCAUGAUUAUUACAUAUUACGUGUUUUUCAACCUUUUGUAUUAAUCUAAGUUGAAUAUCGUAUCAAAAGUGAAUAUUGAAAUGAAUCACAUAUUCACGGGAGGCGGACCGUUGUUGUUCGUAAUUUCAUGAAGAUUAACGUAUUGUAUCAAUAUAUGUAUAUACAUAUACGUAAUAGUAUUACAGAUACAGUAUUGUUUUUGAAGAAGUUCGUUUAAUUUUACGUAGAAAAUGGAUAAGCUAAGGAGAGCAUUAAGUGGCAAUGAGCAGUGCGAUGAAGAAAGUGGUAUUAUUGGUCAGGUUGAUGCGGACUUUACGGUUAUGGACCAUACUACGUUGAGUUGGUCUACCCGAAUUAAAGGUUUUGCUAUUUGUUUUAUUAUUGGUAUAUUGUGCUCCAUCCUUGGAUCGUUUGCUUUAUUUUUACAUAGGGGAUUGACAGUAUUUGCUGUAUUUUAUACACUAGGAAACAUUAUCUCAUUAACAAGUACAUGUUUUUUAAUGGGACCAUGUAAUCAAUUAAAGAAGAUGUUUGCUGCAACAAGAGUGGUUGCAACAGUUUUAGUAUUUGUUGCUCUUGGAAUGACACUCUUUGCGGCUUUACAUCUGAAAAAUGCUGGAUUGGCUCUUCUAUUCAUAAUUAUCCAAUCGUUGGCAAUGACAUGGUAUUCUCUAUCUUAUAUACCUUAUGCGCGUGAUGCUGUCAGAAAAACUGUGGAAUCUUGUAUAACAUGAAGAAAAAUCUGGAAAUCGUGCAGUAAAAUUCUUUACUUAAAACAGUUUAUGUAGCACAAGUUAUGAACUGAGCUACAAAAGUAACUUAAGAAUACAAAUCAUAAUAUUAACAAACUCUAUACAUGUAACACAAGUAUGCAUUUAUUUUGUAAAUGCGCUUAACAUUUAUUUGUACUUGAACGACAAUACAAUGAAAAUGUUGAAUGUAGGUUUUAUAUUGUAAUAUUUUGUAAUAAUUCUGUAACUCUAUGAAGUUAUACGGUUUAUAUAAGAUUUAUAAUGUUCCGAUAAUACCAUUUCUUUUAUAAUGCUUGUUAUAUUAUCAUUGUACAAUAUCAAUAGUUUUGUACAUUAAAAUGAAGUUAACUUGUUUAUUCUCUCUGCGAUAUAACUUUCCUUGUACCAUUUGCAUUUGCAUUUGCAUUCUUCACAUUAAACUAUAAUAAAAUAUUCUGAAAUAA
Megalopta genalis is the source of this 1286-nucleotide messenger RNA. Its product is annotated as vesicle transport protein SFT2A. The record is from RefSeq and is a predicted model, not a curated record. Gene Ontology annotation, biological process: vesicle-mediated transport. Lineage: Eukaryota; Metazoa; Arthropoda; Insecta; Hymenoptera; Halictidae. Gene Ontology annotation, cellular component: membrane.